Aspergillus caelatus is the source of this 657-nucleotide messenger RNA. RefSeq lists its product as uncharacterized. Gene Ontology annotation, molecular function: FMN binding; NADPH dehydrogenase activity. The coding region runs from base 1 to 657 and encodes 218 amino acids. Lineage: Eukaryota; Fungi; Ascomycota; Eurotiomycetes; Eurotiales; Aspergillaceae. The record is from RefSeq and is a predicted model, not a curated record. The transcript has a single exon.
AUGGAGGCCGGGUUUGAUGGGGUUGAGCUCCACGGGGCGAAUGGAUAUUUGAUCGACCAAUUCAUUCAAGAUACAUGUAACAGGCGAACCGACGAAUGGGGAGGAAACAUUGAGAACAGGUCACGUUUCUGCUUUGAAGUUGCGAAAGCAGUUUCCGAAGCAAUCGGACCUGAUCGAACGGCGGUCCGUCUCUCACAUUUCAGUGAAUUCCAAGGGAUGCGUACGGGAGACCCGAUUCCUCAAUUUACGCAUCUCAUCUCCCAGCUAAGUUCGCUCGGUCUUGCGUAUCUACAUCUUAUUGAACCACGGGUUUCAGGAAAUGCCGAUAAAGCAACGCGCGAGGACGAAAGUCUAGACUUCGCCAUUAAGGCAUGGGGAAGAACAAGCCCUAUUAUUCUUGCUGGGGGCUAUUCAUUGGAAAAGGCUAAUCAGGCAAUUGGGUCCAAAUUGAAGGAUGAAAACGUUGCAUUCGCCUUCGGGAGACAUUUUAUCUCUAAUCCCGAUCUCCCUUUCAGGCUGGCUAACAGCCUACCUUUGACACAGUAUGAGCGAGCCACUUUUUAUAAAGUUGGAAGCCCUGACGGCUAUAUCGACUAUCCGUUCAGCAGAUUUUGGGCAGAUCAGUUAGGUGCAGGUCAAACAACCAUAUUUAAAUAG